GGACGAGUCCAGAGAUUAGAUACAGAACUUCACAGGGAAACUUUCUGGUGCCAAUACAAUGAUCAGGUUUUUGUUUAGAAUUCUGUGUGAUAAUGACCUACAGAUACCUACUGUAGUUGGGAACAUGUGAAAUCACAAUGAGAGCUGAUCCAGUACUUGGAGGUAUGUGGAAGGAAUAUCCAUGUUUUAAAAAUGAAUGGGAUAAAAAAAAAAGACUUCUAUAACAAAGCUUCAAAUAGUGAGAGAAGCAUUUUGCUGCUCUGUGGAAAAGAGGGUGUAGCUGGCAGGAAAUGUUACCAAGAGCUACUGAAGAACUUGACUUCAACUGAACUCGCCAGUAUGAAAUUUAAGAGGGUGAAAUGGAUAAGUUAAUUCUAGAGGGUGUUUUUUCUGGAUUUCCAUAGGGGGAUAAAAAGCAUUGCUUGCUGCUUUGUUUUCUUUUUUGCAUAACAAGGAAAAUAGUUUUGUAUGUGUUAUGAUAAUACACAGUAUAAACCUAUUCAUUCUCAUAUCAAACUUUUUCCCUGAAGGAUUUUGUUGUAUCUCAAAAUGUCCCAGCUGAGCAGAGCACCUCCUUGUGUGUCAUCUCAUCCUUUUAUUUAGUUUAGCGAUUUAUUUUAGUUUAGUUUUAGCAAUUUAUUUAGUAAAUAAGUAAGCAGACUGGGGUGUGCUUACAUGUCGCAUUUAUAUGGAUUGGUACUAUAGUAGAGAAAUACUUAUUUUUCAAUUAAGUUAGUUAAAUAGCACAGUUUUCUACAGUUUUCAAUACAACAGUUAAUCAAAUAAAAUAUUCUUUAGAGGGAAGAACGUUAAUGUAACUGCAGCUGACCUUUAAAAAAAAUCAACAGUCUGAGAAUGCAGGUGUCUUUCAUAGUUUCCUGUUUUUUUUUUUUUUUUUAAUAAAAGUGAAGUUGCCCAACUUCCACAUUUGUGUAACCAAACACAUGAAAGACACUUCAGCUUUAACUGGUUGGACAGACUUUUCACAAACAGGUGUUUAAACUACUGGUACUCGAGUUCUCUACCAGCAGGCGGGUGGCAGCUCUAUGGUGCGAGCUUCUCUUGCUGUUCAUUAGUAUUUGGAGAGGAUGGGAAGUUAUGCUUCGAAAAGAGCUGCAGAACCCAUUUCCACUACUGUCACUGUACAGACCACUGUACAUACCAUGGUAUCUACCACUGUGGCUGACAUGAAACCUCCGGAAGUCAAAUGCUGGAUUUAUAACCAUGAAAUCCUCUACAUGUCACUCGCCUUUAUUUCUGGCAUCCUGUCGGCUGUUCUGGCUUUCACCAUCAUCCACCUCUGCAGAAAAAAGUGCAGGAGACCCCACCAAACCUUACAAGAGGAACUUCCCACCCAGACAGUGACUGAGGAAUCUGAGAAGAACAGGCAGAGUAGCUGCUGGAAGUGAGAACCAGGAACCUGGAGCUGUGGGAAGGAUGUUGUGGAGCUGUGGGAAGGAUGUCCUAGACGGGCAGGAAGGAUUUCCAGCCAGCACCACCGUGGGCAGAGGCAGCUGAUGAACCUUCUCUCCCAGCAGAACAGCUGCUACUGUGGGUCUCUGAUGGGGAGAGGCUGGUCCUGCUGCACAUCUCAUUUCAUCGCAUCCUGCUUCAGGUGAGCUGAUGCUCAGGUGCCCUCUCAGGAGGCUGAGCAGGGUCUAUCUCCUUUGCAGUUGUGUUGCAGAACAUCCUUCCCUGCUCUCAGUCUUCUCUGUUUCUGUUCUUUCUCUAUACAUUAACGCCUUGUUCUCUCAGAGUUUGUCAGGAGUUUGGUGCAGCACUGCUCCCUCUUUUCUUAAUUUUUCAAAAAUACAUAAGAAAAAGUUUGCUGUGCAUCAUUCUGAGGAAGAAUUUUCUGCUCUUUAGGUGGGAACCUCUUUUUCUGCUGAAAGCAAUCAGGUCUAUCUAGUGAUGAGAGAUAAUGUAGCAAAAUUCUGAUGUACUUAUGCAAUUGCUUCCUCUGCUGGCCUUUGGAGUUAAACUGAGUAACAGGGCAGAGCUUUGGCCUGUGGGAAGGGUUGCAUCAGAUAAUAAAUUGAGAUGUCUGAUCUCAGCUAAAGGAGCUGCUGCUAACACUUUCUGACAUAAAAAACAGAAUGAUGCAUUCCCUUUUCUGCUUGUUGUAGACCACUUUUAUUAUUUAAAGCUGGAGGAAAAGAAGAGUCUGGCCUUUAAUGACCUAUUUACAGCUUGA
Columba livia (rock pigeon) is the source of this 2194-nucleotide messenger RNA. Its product is annotated as transmembrane protein C1orf162 homolog. The record is from RefSeq and is a predicted model, not a curated record. The coding region runs from base 1089 to 1409 and encodes 106 amino acids. The transcript has 6 exons. NCBI's taxonomy places the organism in Eukaryota, Metazoa, Chordata, Aves, Columbiformes, Columbidae.